AUGGCUUCUACCGGUGCUUUCUGGCUGCUGUUGGUCACUUGCCUCUUGAUAUCAAGAUGUAAUACUCAAGAAGACUCAUCCAAAGAAGUAGAAUGCAAAAUGAAGAGUAUUACUGUAUCUGCUCUUCCAUUCCUUCGUGAGAAUGACCUAAGCAUCAUGCACAGUCCUUCUGCUUCUGAACCCAAGCUGCUGUUCUCUGUCCGGAAUGACUUCCCAGGAGAGAUUGCAGUGGCUGAUGACCUGGAGAAUACAGAGCUGCCUUACUUUGUGUUAGAAAUUGCCGGUAACACUGAUGAUAUACCACUGGUCCGCUGGAGACAGCAAUGGUUAGAAAAUGGGACUCUCCUUUUUCAUAUACAUCACCAGGAUGGGUCCUCCAGUUUACCAGGACAGGAAUCUACUGUGGAACCACAAGGGGAAGCAGCUGACGAGGAACUGAGGAUUUUGCACAUCUCAGUAAUGGGUGGAAUGAUUGCCCUGUUGCUUUGUAUCCUGUGCUUGCUACUCAUCCUAUACACAAGACGCCGCUGGUGCAAGAGGAGAAGGGCUCCACAACCCCAGAAAAGUGCAAGUGCAGAGGCAGCCAAUGAGAUCCAUUACAUUCCAUCUGUACUAAUUGGAGGUGGACAUGGAAGAGAGAGUCUACGUAAUGCACGGGGUCAAACCUCACAUCCUGGUGGCACCUUAAGUAUCCGUGAGACACCAAUUCUAGAUGGCUAUGAAUAUGAUGUCACUGAACUUCGUCACCACCUUCAGCGGGAGUGCAUGAAUGGUGGGGAAGACUUUAGUAGCCAAGUUACCCGCACCCUGGACUCCCUUCAGGGAUGCAAUGAGAAGAGCUCCAUAGAUCUCACUCCAGUGUUUGCUUUGAACUCAUCUUCCUCAGGAAGCGACAAUGCCAAAAUGUCCCUUAUGAGCAAGUAUAAAGACAGUAUCAUAGCCACCAGUACAAUGAAUUCCAACCACCAGCCUACAACACUAUUGUCACACGGUGCUGUAAGCAGCCAACACAAGCGUAUCAACAGCAAGUCUCGAGCUGGAUCAGCUUUUUUAAACCCAGAAGAAGAAUGCGGAACAGAGAUGGACAAUGAACCCCAGUUAACAUUCUACACAGACCCUUCACGCAGCAGAAGACGGAGCAGAGUGGGCUCCCCUCGCAGUCCUGUAAACAAGAUGACAUUGACGCUCAUUAGCGUGACCAGCUGUGUCAUUAGUUUGGUGUGUUCCUCCCAUAUCAGCUGCCCUCUCAUAGUGAAGAUAACUCUCCAUGUUCCAGAACAUCUCAUUGCUGAUGGAAGCCGCUUUAUCCUACUUGAGGGAAGCCAGCUUGAUGCAAGUGAUUGGUUAAAUCCUGCCCAGGUGGUUCUGUUCUCUCAGAUGAAUUCAAGUGGUCCUUGGGCUUUGGAUCUAUGCGCCCGAAGAAUUCUCGAUCCCUGUGAACAUCUGUGUGACCCUGAAACAGGGGACUGCUUGUGUCAUGAAGGUUAUAUGAAAGAUCCUGUGCAUAAACAUCUUUGUAUCCGUAACGAGUGGGGCACCAACCAGGGACCGUGGCCAUAUACUAUGUUCCAGAGAGGGUUUGAUCUAGUUCUUGGGGAGCAACCUUCAGACAAGAUCUUCAGAUUUACCUAUACUCUUGGAGAAGGUAUGUGGCUUCCACUAAGUAAGAGCUUCGUCAUCCCUCCUGCAGAACUCGCUAUUAAUCCAUCAGCCAAAUGCAAGACGGACAUGACUGUCAUGGAAGAUGCUGUAGAAGUGAGGGAAGAGCUGAUGACCUCCUCCUCAUUUGAUAACCUUGAAAUAUUGCUUGAUUCCUUUGGGCCAGUCCGGGAUUGCUCCAAGGACAAUGGAGGUUGCAGUAAGAACUUCCGCUGCAUCUCUGACCGAAAGUUGGACUCCAGUGGUUGUGUGUGCCCGGCAGGACUUAGUCCCAUGAAGGACCUCUCUGGUUGCUAUGAUAGGCAGAUUGGAAUAGACUGUUCAGAUGGUUUUAACGGAGGGUGUGAACAGCUCUGCCUCCAAAAAGAAGUGCCUUUAUCUGAAGAUUCUGACCUUUACAACAUUUUUAUGUUCUGUGGCUGCAUUGAGGACUACAAGCUGGGUCCAGAUGGGCUUUCAUGUCACCUCGUUACAGAAUCUUGUCCUGGGGGAUCACACUGUGGAGAGAGUCAGGAGCUGCCCAUGAACCAGACACUUUUUGGGGAGCUCUUUUAUGGUUACAACAAUCAAACCAAGGAACUAGCUCCCGGACAAUUGCUGAAAGGAACGUUCAGGCUCAAUAACUUUGCUCGUGGCUUGGAACAUCAGCUUCCGGAUGGGCUGUUGGUAGCGACAAUUCCCUCAGAAACUCAGUGUCACGAAGAAAUAUCUGAAGCUGUUCCUGACCCAGAUUUCCUAACAGGAAUGGUAAAUUAUAGUGAAGUUUCUGGCUACCCUUUAAUUCAGCACUGGACUGUACGAUCGGUUAUGUAUCAUGUCAGACUUAAUCAACCGUCCAUCUCUCAAGCUUUCACUCAGACUCUUCAUUCCCUGGAUGGAGCCUCGUCACGGCUGGAGUUUAUGUCACUUUUAGAUCAGUUCGGAAACCAUUACAUUCAGGAGGCAGUGUAUGGCUUCCAGGAAUUCUGCUCCAUCUGGUAUCCCAACCGCCAAGUACAGCGACAGCUGUGGCUCGAAUUUGAGGAUAUCAGCAAAGGUAAUUCCCCAUCUGAUGAAUCGGAUGAGAGGGAAAGAGAUCCCAAGGUAUUGACAUUCCCUGAGUACAUUACUAGUCUUUUGGACUCUGGCACAAGGCGAUUGGCACAAGGAGUACGUAUGGAGUGCCAGAGCCGAGGACGAUGCUCUUCGUACUGUCAGCUUUGCCAUGUAACAUCCAGCCCAGAUGCACCACCAGAGCCUGUACUUUUGGAAGUUACCAAAGCAAUUCCUAUCUAUGAACUGGUUACCAACAACAAUGUCACUCAGCAGCUAUUGCAGGAAGCUGUGCUGAGUUCACUUUGGUGCUCUGGGCAUGGGGAUGUAAUUGAGGACUGGUGCCGUUGUGAUUCUUCAGCUUUCGGUUCAGAUGGACUUCCCAACUGUGCUCCUCUUCCACAACCUGUGCUGCGUCUGUCUACGCUGCAGGAGCCCAGCAGUUCUCUUAUGGUACUGGACUGGCAACACACAGAGUCUUCAAUUGGCGCACGUAUUGUAGAUUAUCUCAUCAGCCAGGAGAAGGUCACAGAUAGGGUGGAUCAUUCUAAAGUGGAAGCAGAAACAGUGCUGAGUUUUGUGGAAGACAUAAUUUCAGGUGCAAAGUCUCCAUGUGCAAUGCCAGCCCAGGUACCUGACAAGCAUUCUUCAACUAUAUCCCUCAUAAUCCGCUGCCUAGACCCUGAUACCACCUACACAUUUACUCUAUGGGGAGUGGAUAAUACCGGGAGACGUUCAGAGUCAAGCCAUGUGACAGUAAGAACUCCAUGUCCAGAGGUGGAUGAUGUUAAAUCCCAAGAGGUAGCUGAAAAGAUCUACAACCUCUUUAAUGGGUACACAAGUGGUAAGGAGCAGCAAACAGCGUAUAACACCUUGUUAGAACUGGGUUCUCCUAGUCUACACCGUGUACGUUACCACUACAAUCUGCACUACCAGAGCUUCGGAGAAUUCACCUGGCGCUGCGAGGAUGAGCUGGGGCCCAGGAAAGCUGGUUUGAUUCUAUCCCAAUUGGAUCUGCUGAGUCCUCGAUGUAGCCACCUCCUUGCUGAACCUCGGAUCAGCCUCCGUCGUUCCUCCUUGCGCUACCUAGCUUGUCGUUACAGCGAGGUGAGACAGCAUACAUUGAACUGGGCUGAACUGAGUCGAGACCUCCGUAAGAACUGUGAGGAGCAGAUCCUUAUUGUACUUAGCAAUGACUAUGGAGACAGCAAAGAGAACUGA
This is a messenger RNA of Bombina bombina (fire-bellied toad), 3912 nucleotides long. It is a transcript of the gene ASTN1, whose product is annotated as astrotactin 1. Gene Ontology annotation, molecular function: protein binding. Bases 1 to 3912 code for a protein of 1303 amino acids. The record is from RefSeq and is a predicted model, not a curated record. Lineage: Eukaryota; Metazoa; Chordata; Amphibia; Anura; Bombinatoridae. The transcript has 23 exons. Gene Ontology annotation, biological process: neuron migration; neuron cell-cell adhesion.